This is a messenger RNA of Gossypium arboreum, 562 nucleotides long. RefSeq names its product inhibitor of trypsin and hageman factor-like. The record is from RefSeq and is a predicted model, not a curated record. Gene Ontology annotation, biological process: response to wounding. Gene Ontology annotation, molecular function: serine-type endopeptidase inhibitor activity. The transcript is spliced from 2 exons. NCBI's taxonomy places the organism in Eukaryota, Viridiplantae, Streptophyta, Magnoliopsida, Malvales, Malvaceae. Bases 168 to 383 code for a protein of 71 amino acids.
UUCAAACAAAGCAGCAGGCCAUUCAAACAAACCCAUUUUCAUCGCUCUCCAAAAUUCAACGUUUAAAUUUCUUUUUUUAUUCAUGCAUUUGGCCAUCUAUAAAUUACUUCCCUCCGGAUUUGCUUUUGCAAAAAUAGAGAAAACCAAGAGGAUAUCUAUCAAAGAAAAUGACCGAUUGCAGUGAUCCAGGAAAGAGUUCGUGGCCGGAGCUGGUGGGAACAAACGGCGAGGUGGCGGCACACAUCAUCGAAAAAGAAAACCCAAAGGUUAGCGUCCGAAUCGUGAAAGAAGGACUGAUGGUGACCAUGGAUUUUCGUUGUGAUCGGGUGCGGGUUUGGGUGGACAACUAUGGAAUUGUGAAGACCACGCCUCACAUUGGCUAACAGUAUACCAUGUGCGAAGAUCCCAAAAAGCACCAAUAAGCUAAACUAUUUGACUUGCAAUAAAUAAAAUUAGUUUGUAUAAUCUUAAGAUGCCAUAGGUUUGUCAUUUUUUUUCUUAAAUUAGUUUUACAACUUUAUAAUGUUUCGACAAAAUUAUAUAAUUAAAAAUUAAAUAUAUG